UUAUUCAGUGUUAAAUGAAAAUUGUUCAUUGAAGUGAAAGAAAAUGAAGCAAGCAGUUGUUUUAAUCGCGAUUCUCGCUGUCCUGUCACACUAUGUCAGUGCAGACAAAAUAAACGAUUCUAAUCCUGAUGAAGGUGAAGAUGUAGUCGCAAUGAAAAUCGAAAGUAGCAUAACUCCAAGACUUGGGCAAAUCGAGGGCAACCGUUUCAUAAUCAGUUUAUGGCCGAUGAAUUGGUUCACUGCCUAUGGUUUCUGUAGUCAACAGAAUGCGACACUUCUCUCAUUGGAGUUGGGGCCAUAUGAUAUGAAAAAGCAAGGGUUUAUUGAUUUUAUUAACUUUUACCAUCUUCAAUCUCAUGAAUACUGGCUAUACGGUAAUCGACUGGAAGAUGAUGUAACCUUCCGUUGGGGUUUGGGUGGCGUGCCAGUAUCCUAUACCGAUUGGAAUCCCGGUCAGCCUGACAACGCAAGAGGAACACAACGUUGCAUGAGAUUAUUUCCAUUUAUGACAUGGGAUGAUGAAGACUGUGUUGCCAAAUUUUAUGCUGCAUGUCAAAAGUAUUAAUUGUGGCCCGGCUUUUUUGCAAUUAUAAAUUGCUAUUUACAUGUAGACCUAAUUUAAUCAUCCUUAUUAAAAGCAAACAUAUAAAUUA
Messenger RNA from Zeugodacus cucurbitae (melon fly), 653 nucleotides. RefSeq names its product C-type lectin 37Db. Bases 44 to 565 code for a protein of 173 amino acids. Lineage: Eukaryota; Metazoa; Arthropoda; Insecta; Diptera; Tephritidae. The record is from RefSeq and is a predicted model, not a curated record. The transcript has 4 exons.